Phytophthora sojae is the source of this 1668-nucleotide messenger RNA. RefSeq lists its product as hypothetical. The transcript is spliced from 2 exons. NCBI's taxonomy places the organism in Eukaryota, Oomycota, Peronosporomycetes, Peronosporales, Peronosporaceae. The coding region runs from base 1 to 1668 and encodes 555 amino acids. The record is from RefSeq and is a predicted model, not a curated record. Gene Ontology annotation, molecular function: zinc ion binding.
AUGCCUCGCCGCCUGCCCUGGCAGACUCUAGCGAUCGCGCUUCCUCGCGCCGACGCCGAAAUCCUCCUCGACACCUUUAAGACCUUCAAGAUUGUCAAGAGCGACCUCUACAUGUGCAGCAUCUGCGCGAUCCCCACCCCGCAUGCAAUGCGGGCCCAGCUGCUGCGAUGUGCAUGCGCCUCUUGCGCUGAAGCUUCGCCAUGCCAGCCGUGCCCUUGGCGCGGACGCGUACGCACGUGCCAGGAGCUGAAGCUUGUCAACAUGGACGAGUUGUAUGCGCACGUGACGCCUCUCCGCUCCCCGCCCUCGGCGCCACGCCUAACGCCCGCAAUGAAGGAGGUUGCCCAAGACUGGGCGGCGCAGGGCCUCAAGCCGCUGCGGAUUUGGAACGGCCUAAUGCGGCGCUUGCGCGAGAUGCCGGCUUUGGCAUCAGUCCAGCGGCUCGUCCACCACCACGUGACCUCGCGUUUGGGUGGCAGCGACCUCCUUGGUGCUGUGCGAUUGAAGAUUCGAGCCGCUGGCUAUACUGGCCAAGAGGACGAGACGGCUGCAUUCACGUUUGCGUGGCGCAGCAACUCGGAGGGAAAGCCGGAGCGAGAAGAGCAGUACACGGAGGUUUUCUCGGUGCUGUGCCGCCUUUUCCAAUCGGUCACGGGCAAGACGUUGCGGGUUCGUUUCGCUAUGGGAGAUGCUGAUCUCGCGCAGUGGAACGCGCUACAGGCCGUUUUCGGUGUGAGUCAGGACUUCUGCUUCCUGUUGUGUUUUUUUCAUGUCGCCAAGAAGGUGUACGAAAAGACACGAGGUCUAGAUGGCAGUGUUGCAGUAAUGGUGAUGUCCCAUCGCCACGAGUUGCACUUCACGAGGAGCGAGGACGAGUACAACAAAAUGCUCAAGAAAAUAAAGGAGGAGUGGUCGAAGUGGACUCAACUGAGUCGGUUCAAGGCCUACCUUGAAAAGGCGUGGCUGAACGUAAGGGUGUGGAGGUGGCAAUGCUUUCACACGCCGAGCGGCUUUGCCACCACCAACAACCCCUGCGAGUCGUUCAAUGCCGCCAUCAAGCGCGACGUCACUUUGCGUCGGAAGCUGAAGGUUGGGGCGCUGGUGGAGCAGCUGAUGGUGCUGUGCACAAGUGAAAGUGUGCGCGCGCGCCAAUUCGCUGCGUCAACAACCUUUUCGGAGCGUCUGUGUCGCCGCGCUCGGGCAAUGACCCGCCAGGGGCUACUCUACGAGCAGCAGUACGAGCGCACCAGCAUUGCCUUCCUGCUGAGCGAUGCACCCUCCGAGCAGCAGAGCGACAGCAUGAACGUGGUCUCGAUCCCCUGCACCCGCAUCUUUGAUGUCCUGGACCGCCGCUCGAAAGAAGACCUUCCUGCGUCUGCUCAGCUAAACGUCGAGACUGCGAAGAUGGAGCACCGCGGAAUGCCAACAUGCGGUUGGGAAGUCAAUGUUGCCGCGCGCACGUGCCCGUGUCGUUUUUUCAUGAAGCACGGGGCCUGCAUCCAUCUCCUGUACUGCCUAAAUGCGGUUGGAAGCCUUGAUGUAAAGGGACGUGAGACUCUGUUCUACCGCGGAACCAACAAGCGCAAGCGCGCUGCGGCUGCUGAUGAAGCUGCUAGUCAGGCUGCUGGACGGCCUCGACACAAUGGGCAAGCGCUUUCAAUCGAGUGA